Molecule: messenger RNA, 1212 nt
Organism: Ipomoea triloba (trilobed morning glory)
Lineage: Eukaryota; Viridiplantae; Streptophyta; Magnoliopsida; Solanales; Convolvulaceae
Product: 1,4-dihydroxy-2-naphthoyl-CoA synthase, peroxisomal
Exons: 9
Coding region: 105-1124 (339 amino acids)
Biological process (GO): menaquinone biosynthetic process
Cellular component (GO): cytosol
Molecular function (GO): 1,4-dihydroxy-2-naphthoyl-CoA synthase activity
Source: RefSeq, a predicted model, not a curated record
AUCGUCCAAUCAUCACUGACAGCACCACUCGCAUUCCGCCAAUAUCACCUUCUCUUCUUCAAGUUUCUUGGGAACCACCCAAUCACUGCUCACUACGCCGAGCAAUGUCGGGAGCAUCUGAGAAGCGCCUCAUCACCACCGCCACAAGGAGGGUGGCGUCCGUCGCCAAUCACCUCCUGCCGCCGCAACCACCUCCCUGCUCUCUCCCCUCAAUUGGCUCGUCGACUUGCAGCUCGUCCAUGAACGACAGCUACCACAGAGUUCACGGCGAAGUCCCCGCUCACGUGCCUGCUUGGAGAUUGGUCCCUUCCGAUGACUCCGGCAAGGACUUCACUGAUAUCAUUUACGAGAAAGCCGCCGGAGAAGCCAUUGCUAAGAUAACCAUUAAUAGACCAGAGAGAAGGAAUGCUUUCAGGCCUCAUACAAUUAAGGAACUUAUUCGUGCAUUUAAUGAUGCCAGGGAUGAUGGUUCUGUGGGGGUCAUCAUUCUCACAGGGAAGGGGACUAAGGCAUUCUGUAGCGGUGGUGAUCAGGCAUUAAGAAACAAGGAUGGCUAUGUAGAUUAUGAAAAUUUUGGCCGUCUCAAUGUUUUGGAUUUACAAGUUCAAAUUCGCCGUCUUCCAAAACCAGUAAUAGCAAUGGUUGCAGGUUAUGCUGUUGGGGGAGGGCAUGUGUUGCACAUGGUUUGCGAUCUGACGAUUGCAGCAGAUAAUGCUAUAUUUGGUCAGACCGGUCCAAAGGUAGGGAGCUUCGACGCUGGUUAUGGAAGUUCCAUAAUGUCCCGUUUGGUUGGUCCGAAGAAGGCUCGUGAAAUGUGGUUUUUGACAAGGUUUUAUACCGCUUCUGAUGCAGAGAAAAUGGGACUUGUAAACACUGUUGUCCCGUUGGAGAACCUGGAACAAGAAACCAUCAAAUGGUGUCGAGAGAUCCUAAGAAACAGCCCAACUGCAAUACGGGUGCUUAAAUCAGCUCUCAAUGCUGUCGACGAUGGGCAUGCUGGACUUCAGGGGUUGGGAGGGGAUGCAACCCUACUAUUUUAUGGAACUGAUGAAGGCAAUGAGGGGAAGAAUGCUUAUGUGCAGCGCAGACCACCAGAUUUCUCUAAAUUUCCCAGAUUACCUUAGUGUCCUAAUUUCUGUAUGGUGAAAAUAAAUUCUGUAUUUUGUAUUGAGUUGUAGUGAAGUGAUAAAAUAAAUUAUGUGUUCUGUGUUG